UGUUUCCCCGCGCGCCGGGCCGCGCGUCGCUCCGAGGGAGCCCAGCCAGCUCGGGCCCGGCUGCGCUGGGCAGCCCGGAGGGAGCGCGCCAUGGACCCCAAGGCGGGUGGCGGCGAGGAGGAGGACUGCGUGGACUCUGGCGCCGAGACCGGAGGGUCCGACUACAGCCACAUGUCCUCCACCAGCAGUGAGCUGUCCGUGGAGGACGCGCAGGACCCGUUCCUGGUGAGCAUCCACAUAAUCGCAGACCCAGGGGAAUCCCGGCCCCUGCAGGAGGCCAUCGACAAGGUCUUGGCUUGGAUCCACCCGGACCUCCAGCUGUUCAGGGUCUCUGAAAGGCGGGCGUCCCGGCGACGGAGGAAGGCCCCCAAGGCGGCGCAGCCGGCGCUGGCGGUGGUGCUCUUCCUGCAGGAGGAGUACGGCGAGGAGCAGAUCCUGCAGCUGCACCGCACGCUGCAGCGGCCGCCCUGGCGCCACCACCACACGGAGCGCGUGCCCGGCAGGUUCCUGCCCUACCUGCCCUGCAGCCAGGACUUCUUCACGCUGGCCCCUGGGACGCCGCUGUGGGCCAUCCGGCCCGUGCACUAUGGCAGGGAAAUCGUGCGCUUCACCAUCUACUGUCGCCAUGACAACUACGCUGACAUCCUCAAGUUCUACGAGCUGAUCCUCAGGCGGAGCCCCAGCCAGAGGAAGACGGACUUCUGCAUCUUCCCUAUUUUCUCCAAUCUGGAUGUGGACAUCCAGUUCUCCCUGAAAAGACUGCCCUGUGACCAGACCCCGGUCCCCACCGACUCCUCGGUACUGGAGUUCCGAGUCAAGGACAUUGGCGAGCUGGUGCCGCUCUUGCCCAAUCCCUGCAGCCCCAUCAGUGAGGGGCGCUGGCAGACGGAGGACCACGACGGGAACAAGAUCCUUCUGCAGGCACAGAGGGUACACAGGAAGGGUCCUAAACCCCGCAGAGCUCACCCCGCCUCGGAGCAGAAAGCUGGUUCCACGCCUUCCCCCAGCGCCCCCGCGUCGAGCCGGACACCGGGCAGCGGCCCGCAGCCUGCGCUGGACAGCUCGCACCCGGGGCUGGGCCGGGCGGGCCUGGCUGCCGGGUGCCCGCAGCAAUUUGCCAGCCGAGCCAGCGGCCCUCCCAGCCUUCCGUGGUCCUUCCAGAGAAGCAAGUCCCUGUUUUGCCUGCCCACAGGCGACCCCUCCCCGGCCUCCUCCGCUGAACCACAGUGGUUUGCAAACGCAGGCGGCCCAGGGCCGAGGGCGUCGGAGCGCCGGCCCGGCCACCCCGUCUCCAUCGACGACUUGGAGGGGGCCCAGGAGACCGACGUGGACACGGGGCUGCGGCUCUCCUCCUCCGACCUGUCGGUGAUCUCGGCCUACUCCGCCCCCAGUCGCUUCUGCAGCCCCGAGGAAGCCCCGCCGCCCUCAGGAAGGUGCAGCAGCCACUGGUCAGAGCGCAGGGACUCCCGAGAAGGACCCCUGCCCGCGGGGGGCGCUGGGACCGCGGAGGCCUCCUGGGCAGCGCCCCUUUUCUUCACCCAAGGGUCCUCCAGCUCCUCAGCGACAGCUGUCGCCACUCCCCCAGCUUCUGACGCCUCCUCGCACACGGAGUCCCCCCCAGAGCACCCUUACCAUGUGCCCGACGCCCAGCAGACCCGCAGAGACGCCCCGGCGCCGGCAGGCCCAGCGCACAGCGACGCGGAGGAGUUCUACAUCUGAACGCCCUCCGCCUUGGCUCCCCGCCGCCCCCGGAGUCGGCUCCCACCCGCGACCUGCGCUCCGCUUCCCCAGGUCCGUCUGGAAUCCGGUCCCCUGUCUCACCGAGGUGUUAGUACACUGGCCACACCGCCCGCUAGUACCUGACGGGUGGUCUCUGUCUAGGGACUCUGGAAAAGUAUGCAAAUCAAUUCUCAACAAACUUAAGUCAUAAAAUAUUUUUGAAUACUCCA
Molecule: messenger RNA, 1949 nt
Organism: Phacochoerus africanus (Common warthog)
Lineage: Eukaryota; Metazoa; Chordata; Mammalia; Artiodactyla; Suidae
Gene: FAM124A
Product: family with sequence similarity 124 member A
Exons: 4
Coding region: 91-1719 (542 amino acids)
Source: RefSeq, a predicted model, not a curated record